CCAAGUUCCACCAAUCACCUCGCAAACGCUCUUUCAGUCAAUACUAACAAAUCUAGAUUAGGAAAAAUUACUGAUUCUUGAGGUCCCCCCUUUAUUCAACAGAAUCAGCAGCAGAUAUUUUUAAUUUUCUUGAUGUGGGAUCUCUCCAAAGGCCCCCAAUCAUGGCGGGGCCGUUUCAAUACGUUACCCUCUGUUUGCCGACAUCCAAAGCGUCCCCUUCGCUUUCACGCGCUUGGGGAAAAAACUGACGUUAUGUGUGAGAUCCAAAAUGGGUGACUAUUAACUGCAGAGAUUGAUCUUCAUAUGGGUGGUUCUUGAUUUGGAAACUUGGGUACAGUUAUCUUUUUUUCAUUCUGUGGGAGGAAAAGGGAAAAAGGUGAGAUUUUUAGAUCAUUUGGGGGAAGAUUAGAUAUGGGUUUUAUAAGCACAGUGUUAGGGAUUUUUGGGUUUGGGACAGGGAUCGCCAUUGGGCUUGUGAUUGGGUACUUUUUGUUUAUCUAUUACCAGCCAACUGAUGUGAAGGAUCCUGAAAUUCGUCCGUUAGCUGAGAAAGAUUCUAAAAGUUUGCAGCAACUGCUCCCAGAAAUACCUGUUUGGGUCAAAAACCCAGAUUAUGAUCGGAUUGAUUGGCUGAACAAAUUCAUUGAGUAUAUGUGGCCUUAUUUAGAUAAGGCAAUUUGUAAGAUGGCAAAGAAAAUAGCAGAACCCAUCAUAGCCGAGCAAAUUCCAAAAUAUAAAAUUGAGGCGGUUGACUUUGAGAAACUGACUCUGGGCAGCCUACCACCUACAUUUGAAGGAAUGAAAGUAUACAACACGGAGGAGAAGGAGUUGAUAAUGGAACUUGGCUUAAAAUGGGCCGCGAAUCCAAACAUCCUUGUUGCUGCCAAGGCAUUUGGACUGAAAGUUACUGUCCAGGUUAUUGACCUUCAAGUAUUUGCCAAUCCACGUAUCACAUUGAAGCCACUCGUUCCAAGCUUCCCCUGUUUUGCUAAUAUUCAUGUUUCCCUAAUGGAGAAGCCUCAUGUUGAUUUUGGAGUAAAGCUGCUUGGUGUUGAUGCCAUGUCUAUUCCGGGGUUAUAUAGAAUUGUGCAGGAAAUAAUCAAAGAUCAGGUUGCAAACAUGUACUUAUGGCCGAAAAGACUUGAAGUUCAGAUAAUGGAUCCAGCAAAAGCAAUGAAGAAACCAGUUGGGAUUCUUAACGUUAACGUUAUCCGAGCUAUAAAACUCAAGAAGAAGGAUCUUUUAGGGGCAUCAGACCCUUAUGUGAAGCUCAAACUCUCUGAUGACAAGCUCCCGUCCAAAAAAACCACAGUAAAGCACAAAAACUUGAAUCCCGAAUGGAAUGAGGAAUUUACUUUUGUUGUGAAGGACCCUGAAGCUCAAGUUUUGGAUCUCACCGUGUAUGACUGGGAACAGGUUGGUUCGCAUGACAAGAUGGGGCUGAAUGUAGUCCCAUUAAAAGAUUUAACACCCGACGAACCAAAAAUCGUGACUCUUGAUCUCCUAAAAAAUCUAAACCCAGAUGACGUUCAGAAUGAAAAGUCGAGAGGCCAACUUGUGGUUGAGGUCAACUACAAACCAUUCAAAGAUAAUGAGGUCCCGACUAACGUUGAUGACUCGAACGAGGUACAGAAGGCUCCGGAAGGUACACCUGAAGGCGGUGGUUUGCUCGUCAUUAUAAUCCACGAAGCUCAAGACUUGGAAGGAAAAAACCACACAAAUCCAUCCGUACGCGUUUUGUUCCGUGGGGAAGAAAAGAAAACCAAGGUUGUGAAGAAAAACAGGGAUCCAAGAUGGGAAGAAGAGUUUCAAUUCAUGCUUGAUGAGCCGCCAACGAAUGAGAGGGUUCAUAUUGAAGUAGUUAGUACUUCAAAGAGAAUGGGCCUAAUACACCCCAAGGAAAUUUUGGGUUAUGUGGAUAUAUACCUAUCGGACGUUGUGAACAACAAGAGGAUCAACGAGAGGUAUCAUCUUAUCGACUCUAAAAACGGGCGAAUUCAGAUUGAGAUGCAAUGGAGAGCUGCAUCUUGAGCUUUCAACUUUGAAGGCUUUGUGAAAUUCUUGUGAAUAAUCAAUCUCUCAUAUGUUUUGCAGCCAUGAAUGCUUAGGAUAUUAUUUGUUUAUGUUCACAGUUGGUGGCUUUGCACUCUGUUGAUUAGUGAUAAUUAAUAAUUAAUCCCUCCUAAAUUUCGUUCUUUCCCGAUAAUUUCGAUAAUUCAUGAAGAUUAAUUUCCUAUGUUAUUACUUUGACUCAUUUAACAAAAAAUGAGUGAAAUUAGAUUUCUUUCUUUUUUUU
Messenger RNA from Striga asiatica, 2296 nucleotides. The record is from the annotation of a GenBank genome assembly. Lineage: Eukaryota; Viridiplantae; Streptophyta; Magnoliopsida; Lamiales; Orobanchaceae.